Oncorhynchus tshawytscha (Chinook salmon) is the source of this 2446-nucleotide messenger RNA. RefSeq names its product potassium channel tetramerization domain containing 20 (gene kctd20). The coding region runs from base 462 to 1448 and encodes 328 amino acids. NCBI's taxonomy places the organism in Eukaryota, Metazoa, Chordata, Actinopteri, Salmoniformes, Salmonidae. The record is from RefSeq and is a predicted model, not a curated record. Gene Ontology annotation, molecular function: protein binding. The transcript is spliced from 7 exons. Gene Ontology annotation, cellular component: cytoplasm. Gene Ontology annotation, biological process: positive regulation of phosphorylation.
UCAUGUGCUGCGCCGUAGGCACCACCCUCUGUAGCGCCUUACGGUCAGAUAACAUUAUUUGAGACAUUUUAUUAUUUUCUCUCUGUUUAUUUGUUUCAAUAAUGUUUCUCUAAACCAUACCAAUAAAUAUGACUUUAUGAAGUGAAAAUAGUUCACACCCCCCCCAUCAAAUUAUUGGAGAUGUAUGGUAGGGGUCAGUUAAGGAAAGGUAGAUACACAGUAGCAAUUCUGCGCGUUGAAACAAACGGAUUGGGAAUUCUCUUACGAGAGUCUCUGGAUCUCUACACCGGGAGUAAUUGGAUUUGAGAGCACUGAUCCGCUGUCACCGUAUGGGCUGGGGCGCUUUCGGUAAACCCAUAUUCCUGCACCCCGCGCUCUGGCACUUGGCAUCGGGUCCAUCGUUCGCGUGACAGACCGGUUACAGAGAACAGACGUUUUCACUCAGACGUUCUGACAUUGACAUGGCAGCACGUCCAGACUUCCAACGUGAGGGGAGGGGUGAGAAGAACCUGUCUCCCCUGUCUCGCCUCCCCCAUGAGCGGGUGACCCUGAUGGUGGACGGGACUCACUUUGUGGUGGACCCCGCCCUGUUCACCGCCCACCCUGACACCAUGCUGGGGAGGAUGUUUGGUCCUGCCCGUCACUUCACCCGGCCAAACACCAAGGGAGAGUAUGAGAUCGCUGAGGGAAUCGGAGCCAGCAUAUUCAAAGUCGUCCUGGACUUUUACAAAGGGGGUAUCCUGCAGUGUCCAGAGGGGGUGUCAGUGUCUGAGCUCAGAGAAGCAUGUGACUACCUCUGUAUUAACUUUGACUACAGUACCGUUAGGUGCCGAGACCUCAGUGCAUUGCUGCAUGAGCUGUCCAACGACGGUGCAAAGCGUCAGUUUGAUGUCUUCCUAGAGGAGCUAGUUGUCCCGGUGAUGGUGUCCAGUGCUCAGGAGGGGGAGAGGGAGUGUCACAUCGUAGUUCUCACAGAUGAUGACAUAGUGGAUUGGGACCAUGACAACCCUCCACCCAUGGGAGAGGAGUACUCACAGAUUCUGUACAGCACCAAGCUCUACCGCUUCUUCAAGUACAUAGAGAACAGAGAUGUGGCCAAAGCACUGUUAAAGGAGAGAGGACUGAAGAACAUUCGCAUCGGCAUUGAGGGGUACCCUACCUGUAAGGAGAAGGUGAAGCGCCGUCCCGGUGGGAGGUCAGAGGUCAUUUAUAACUAUGUGCAGAGGCCCUUCAUCCAGCUGUCCUGGGAGAAGGAGGAAGGGAAGAGUCGACACGUGGACUUCCAGUGCGUCCGGAGCAAGAGUGUCCCCAACCUCAUCACCUCUCUGGGGGAGUCAACACGACCCGCAGCCAUACCCAACCCGCAGGUCGAUGAGCUGGAUAGGCUGAUCAGCCCUGAUCCCCGCCCCCAGUCUCAGGCCCCACCCCCACCCAUCAAUGACAGUUGAGGAGAGGGUAGAAGUUGACCUUGGGUAUAGGUUUUUUGUUUGUUCCCCUAUUGGUUAAGGUCAGGGUUUGGCAAGGUUAAGGUUGCGCUGAUACUAGGGCCUAGAUUCAAUCAGAUCAAGCAUUAACCAGCGAUAGACGACACCCGCGUAGCUGAUGUUUUGGAGUGUCGGAGAUGUAACUGGGUUGGAGCUGUCAAAUCAGUGAGCAGCUGCUCUGGUGAUCUCAUGAAGCCACACCGUCCCACUUGUGUUAGAAGUUCAGACCGAUAAUGUGUAGGCUAUAUAGAAAUAAUGACGCUCAAAUUCAUUAAACAAAAUAAUGAGGAUUUCUAUCAGCCUAAUCGAGGUGUAGAUUACAUCUCACAUUCCACUAUUCUAACUUGUAAACAGGGCUGCAUGAGAUUUCUGUUAAUGCGACUCCAUGCAGCCAAUGGCAAUGUCCGCUUUAGGUAUAACGCCGGGAGUGCCUGUUGAUUUGACAGCUCUAAUGCAGUUCCUCCUCUGACCUCAAUGCUUGUAUCUGCAAGUGCUGAUCUGAAAGAAUCUAGCCCUAGAUCUGUGCUUUGGGGCAACUUCUACCCGAGGCCGUCAUCAGUUACCACGUCAGCCUGUCUUCCACUCAGGAUGUGUGAGUUUACAGACACACUCAAACAAACCUCCAUGACCAUACAGUCCAACCCAUGUAUACAGAAACAGAUGUGCAUGAAACACAGACAUGUACACACACAUGGAUUUGGACAAGGAGGAUGUUUACAGUAGAUAACUAGACCCUACCAGAGUAUAUCUAGUGUUUCCUCAUUUAGAAUGUGUGUGUGUGUGUGUGUGCUCUUUUUUUCUUUUAUGACAGAUUACAUUUUAUAUGCUUUGUACAUUUAUAUAAAGGUUUCAGUUAAUAUUAUUGUUUAAAGUAUUUCCAUCGUUUUUGUUCAAAGAAUUGGUUCAAGUAAUUGUUGCAGCUGCACGGGAAACCGAAAUAAAAUGAUUGAUGGCAUAGCUAA